AUGAAAGACAUGGCCUUUAAUUGCCCUAUUGAAGGUUGCAAUAGAGCUUACAAGAACAAAUUUAAUCUUGACCGGCAUAUGGAGGCUUUACAUAUGCAGGAUAAAAAAUACCAAUGUCCCCACUGCCAGAAAAUUUUGUCGUCUAAACAAAAUUUAAACGAGCACUUAUUUACGCAUUCGGGUGAAAAACCGUAUGUAUGUAAAGAGCCUGGCUGUGGGAUGAAGUUUAGGCAAGGAAGUCAACUUUCAGCCCAUAAAAGGAUACACGUCGCGAUAAAGUGUUAUGCAUCAAGGAUGGAAGAAAAUUUAACAGGAAGGUAUUACUUAAAACUUUCUCAUUGCUUAAGGUUGUACCCUGCUUUACUUGAGCAUAGGCAAGCAAUUCCUGAUGUAAAAACCGAGUUUCAGGAAGUUUUCUUGCCACUCAUAUCAGGCCCUUCAGGUUUAGUACAGUUACCUAGUGAUAUUUUAUACAGCAAUCCAUUGAAGGAUUAA
Messenger RNA from Blepharisma stoltei, 495 nucleotides. Lineage: Eukaryota; Ciliophora; Heterotrichea; Heterotrichida; Blepharismidae. The record is from the annotation of a GenBank genome assembly.